GCCGUCUCGCUCUAACUCGUGCAAUGCGCGUAUCAAACAAAACAACAGUCGAUUAUUCGGUUUCCUCCUGUUGAGUCGUCGUCGGUAAAGUUUAUAGACUUGCGCAAAUCAAUUUUUAGAUUGUAUUCGAUUGAACUAACCAGUUGCAAUACAAAACGGUGAUUUAUUAAAAUCGUGCCAGAUUUUUUUGUGAUAAACUUAUGUCUACCGAUUGUGCUGGAGCUGCGUAAUAAAAAUAAAAGGAUUUUUUGUGACAAGUCAAGUGGUUUCGAAUUUACUUUUGACGUCACCGCGGAGGACCAAUCAGCUGUGAGAGCAAGUGCGUGCAACAGGCUGAAUUCUUAUCGACAAGUGAAUUAUUUUGUUUUGAAACAUUGAACAUUUUUAUAGAUGGCUAAGUUUGGAUGAAGAGUUUUUGUUAAUAUGUUAUUAAAAUGUACUGCGGACGGGAGGCGUAUCAAAGUCAACGGAGCACCGGUCAGCCAAGGCAAUGUGGCGAGAGGCAUGAAAAUGACUAUGUCCACGACAUCCACGAUGAGCGCCCGCAUCCACCGCAAAGUGAUGCGGGCGCCGCAUAAACGCGCGCAUCCGGGCAAGAUGCCGCACCACGCGGGCAAAAUGACACACCACGCGGGAAAAUUGCCCCACCACGCGGGCAAAAUGACACACCACGCGGGCAAGUUGCCGCACCACGCGCACGCCGGCAAACUCUCGCACUUGGGCAAAUUCGGCAAGUUCUCGAACUACCCGCACACGGCACACUCGCUGCGGCCGCCGGAGCCGUGCGACAACUCGAACGACAGCGGGCUCGGCACGGACCACGACCAGCGCCACGCCGCAUCGAGAUUAUCGGACCCAGUGGAAGAAUGGGACUCGCCCGGCGGCAAGAGACGGCGCACCGCGAGCGAGACGGAGGUUAAGGUCGAGUGCGACAAUGCCACCGAUGCGUACACGUUCACAGCGGCGGCGACUGCGCCCCCCGCGCCGCCCCCCGUCGCCCUCGCCGCGCCCCCCGCUGCCGCCCCCGCCGCCCCCACCGCCAUGCCGCACGAAAUGAUCCGCGCGGGAUGCAGCCUAUCUAGUCCAUCCAUCCUCGAGGCGCCAGGCAAGCGGUUCCUGGAGCCGGCGUACCGGCCGUGCGGCAAGCAGGGCGGGGGCAAGGUCGCCAACAAGUUCUCCGGCGGCAAGCUGCCGAGCGGCAAGAUCGCCGGCGGCAAGUUGAGCGGGAAGCUGAGCGGGAAGUAUGGCGGCAAGCUGGCGCAGGCGCUGGCGCGGCGGCGGGCGCUGGCGCUGCACGCGGGCCCGCCCGGCCUGGCCGCGCCGCUCAUGUGCCGCUCGCGCGACGGCCGCGUCGAGCUGCAGAUCCUGUGCCAGCCCGAGUCGCAGCACAGAGCGAGAUAUCAGACUGAAGGCAGCCGAGGGGCUGUCAAAGACAACUCAGGGAAUGGGUUCCCAAUAGUCAAAUUAGUCGGUUAUGAUAAGCCGGCAGUUUUACAGGUAUUCAUAGGCACGGACACGGGCCGGGUAGCCCCGCACAUGUUCUACCAGGCGUGCCGCGUGUCCGGCAAGAACUCCACCCCGUGCAAGGAACGCAAGGAGGACGGCACCGUGGUCAUCGAGAUUGACCUCGAGCCCGCCAAGAACUGGCAGGUCACGUGCGACUGCGUGGGGAUCUUGAAGGAGCGCAACGUGGACGUAGAGCAUCGUUUCGGCGAGGCCCUCUCCUCAGGGUCCAGCGCGCACGUGUCGCGAGGCAAGAAGAAGUCCACCCGGUGCCGGAUGGUGUUCCGGACCGAGAUCCUCAACGCGGAGGGGCACACGGAGGCGCUGCAAGUGUGCUCGACGCAGAUUAUAUGCACGCAACCGCCCGGCGUGCCGGAGGUGUGCCGCAAGUCGCUGGUGUCGGCGCCGGCGACGGGCGGGCUGGAGCUGUACCUGCUGGGCAAGAACUUCCUCAAGGAGACGCGGGUCGUGUUCUGCCACCGCCACGACGCCGGCGUGUGGGAGGAGGAGGUCGUACCAGACAAGGAGUUUCUGCAACAGACUCACCUUGUCUGUUGCGUACCUCCGUACCAUCGUACUGACAUAACCGAGACAGUUAGCGUACAAUUCUUCGUGAGAUCAGGAGGCAAGACCUCUGAGCCUCACUCGUUCUACUACACCCCCCCCUCCCAGGACACCGGUCCGCAACAUUGCACGCGCCACCACGCACAAGGCGACGAGGCGCGCCCCGUGCUGCUGUGGGCGGGCGCCAUGCCGCCGCCGCCCGCGCCGCCGCGCCGGCCCUCGCUCAUCGUGCCCGAGCAGCAGUUCAAGGCGGAGGCGGAGGACGAGUCGCAGUCCUCGCUGCACGACGACGCCAGCUGCGAGCCGCCCGCGCCCGAGGACCUGCGCCUCAAGACCGAGCACCUGUUCCCCUCCCCGCCGCCCGCGCCCUCGCCGCUCGCCAGCUUCACGCAGCAGCUGCAGGCCAUGCAGAACCAGGUGCAGACCGACAAGAUGGUGGAGACCGUCACCGCCGCCAUCUUCAACUCGGACGCGGGCGCCGGGCAGAUCUACGCCGAGCCGCCGCUGCUGCCGCUGCCGGGCGGCAUAGCGGGCGGGCUGGCGGGCAUGCGGCGCCUGCUGGACGCGCCGCCGCCCAGCGAGCCGCUGUUGCCGCCGCUGCCCGCGCCGCCGCUGUCCUACCACUCGUUCGACAAGCUGGCGGGCGGCUCCCCGCGCGCCGACGGCUUCGACCCGUUCCGCGCGCACGAGUUCACCAAGAUGGAGUCGGAGCGCAUCGAGCAGCGCCUGGCGGAGCAGAGCGCGCACAUGGAGGCGCUCGUGGAGGACGCCAUGAAGGCCACGGCCGCCAUGCUGCCGGGCGACGCCGCCAAGCUGGACGAGCUGGUCAACUCGCGCGCCGACGACCACCUGGCGGGCCCCGCGCCGCCGCCCGCCGAGCCCGAGCUGCUGCUCAUGCCCGACCAGGUCAUCCCGAGCUCCGUCAAGACGCCGCCGGCCGCCGUCAAGUCCAUGAUCCUGAACGCGGCGGCGGAGAUCCUCACGUCCGACUCGACUAUGAACGCGCUGGUGACGUCCGCCAUAAACACGGCCAAUAUCCUGAGCACGGAGAGCGAGGCGCCGCCCGAGCCGGCCGCCGAGGCGCCGCUGGCCGCCAUGUCGCACGCCGUGUCGCAGGCCGUCACGCAGGCCGUGUCGCAGGCCGUCUCGCACGCCGUCUCGCAGGCCGUCACGCAGGAGAUGUCCGCGCCCGUGCAGGGGCUCACCGACAUGAGCGACUCCGACCUGCUCUCCUACAUCAACACCAGCACCUUCGACCAGGUGUAAGCAGAAUGCUCAUCAGCAACACGGCUCGUCGGCCGCGAAGCCCCCGCCCGAGGGUUCCCCGCGGCUCGACCAGCGGCAGCGUGCCCGUCGACGCGACGCUUGUUUAAUGCAUUUUGUACAUUUGUAGUGACGUGUUCAUGGCUCAAAAGCAGUUUUAUGUGAAUUUCUAAUGAAUGUUAACAUAAGUUUUAGCAAAGUGUUUAUCUAGUUGUACGUUUAGGUAUUAUUAAAAUCUCUACUCUCGUGUCUGCUGUGCACAGAUUUCUUUCUUUAUGAUUCUCAAACUGUAUUUUUAUUAACGACAAAGAACGUUUUUAGAAAUGUCAAUUAACGGCGAAGUGAGUCAGUAUUACAGGGCUAAAAACAGUUAUAGCUAUGGAGAAAUAUAAACUACAUUAUAUCCAAAAAUUAUGAGAUGAAAGUUCGAAAUGAUGAAAGAGAAAUUGUAUGAAAUGUUGCUGCUGAGAACAGAUUUAAGGAAUUCGAAUUUUAUAAUGUAAAAAUAGUGAUAGCGUUAUAUUAAUGUUAUUAUUGUAGGUUUUAAGGCAACUACGGCUAUUGCAGCGCGUUGAGAUACAUUAUGUUAAACUUUUAUAUUUUAUGUUUAGAUGAUCCGCUGCUAGGGCGACUCAAGUCUAGUUAUAGAUGGCGCUAGCGUCUCGGUUUGUGUGGAAUAGUUAAAGGUGUAGAGCAGGAUAGAAAGACGUGUAUCAUUCGUGUGAGAUGUUGAGGAAUGCGGGACCGCAGCCUGACUCGCCAUCUAUGCCCGUACGAAUGUGAUAUGUUGUUUACACUUCUGCAAGUUAAUUUUAUGUUUAAGAAACUGUACUGAUGUGAUGUUUAGAGCAAAGAUUUAAGUAGAUAAUGUGAAUGAAUUAUAUAACUGUUUCAAUUUGUGUACUAUACAAUUUUUAUAGGCGAUAAGAGAAUGCUACAUAUUUAAUUGUGCCAUUUACAUGUGUAUUCGUAGUUAUUGUAUCUGUAUAGGCGUAAAUGCAUAUCGUCGUCCAAAAUGUACCUACCGAACUACACAGAAUGUUGCAAAAAUAAUCGUAUUUAGCCGACUGAUGUAAAAAUAUAUUUUUACUUAUAUGAAAAAUAUAUAAUAUGAAUAAUUGAAAAACCUUGAACAGCGACUAGUGACAAAUUUUACACGUUAUAAAAUUUAAAGAAAUGAAUGAGGUGGCCAAAUUCACUCAUACUAGUUAUUUGCUGGUAGGUCUAAGUAAUACCAUCAGUGCAAGUAGAUAUACUACCGAGCUGCAUACAAUAAUUUAAAAUUACAACUACCUCGAAUGUAAACAAAUGAAAUGGUGAAACUACUUUUAUUUACAACGAACUAUACCGUGCCUUUUGAAACAUAGUCAAAUUCAUUCUCUGUAUUAAAAAUAAAUAAGUUCUAAUUUUAUAUAAAAAUAAAAUAAAUAUUUACACAAAUAGUACCUACUUGUAUAGUACAGUAUUUACUCAGGGACCACAAAUAUACCCUCAAUUUAUCCAAAAAGAUGUUAGAAUGGUGAAUUAAUGACCAAAUAUAGAUAAUCUAACAAUCUAAAACUAAGCAUAUCGUAAAUGAAUUUUAAAGAUUUUACAAACAGUUAAUGUAAGCUGAAUCUCUUCAGUAAAAUCUAUCGAAACUGUCUUCCCGUUUCAUUAAACUAACGAAAAUCAUUUAUGAUAUAUUUACUAUAAACUGUACGUUUCAUUUAGUUUCGUCUUCCAUUUUUUAUCAUAAAUAUGGAUCUGAUUGGAAGGCGUCGGCAGCUACCUACACUAUGGCAAAUGGUAAACGUACCUAUGUAAAUAAGUCUAUUUUAAAUGCACAAUUAAAACGCUGUUCAGUUGUAUGUAUAUUAGUUAAAUGAUUGUUAUAUUUAUAAUGAAAUAAAGUUUAAAUUUAUAGAGAUAGAACUCUAGUCGGUUUGUGUGUACCCUGUAUUUCACCAAUACCUUCAGUUUGAACGCCAAAUUAGUUCCACAGAUGAAACUAUUGGCGCUUCAAGUGUGGCGCACCGAGUGCUAUUAUAGGUGCAUUUUCCAUUCUCUGCACUUAUGAAUCGUGCACUAAGGAUAAGUAAUCGAAUUUCAUUGCGGCCGCUGGACUCCAAAUUUAGAUCAGGCACAAUGUCAAUAAAAUAAUGGAUAUUUUAUAGACAAACGGAUGGAAUAAUGAAUACAUAUUUUUUAAAGUAAUGAUGCGUAGACGCGUAGUGCGUUCAUGGUAGUACCUAAUUCAGUGACAACAACUUAACUGACUUGGCAUAGGUUUCGUAAACGUAUAUAAACUUUCGUUGACUUUGUUCUGGUUCUGCGUUAAUGCGUUAUGCCGACUUUAGGGCAGAUUUUUCAAUGAUCAGAUAAAAGUUAUCUGAGAAAUAAAAUUGUUGCUGUCACUGUCUCAUACAAACAUACAGACGCGACAGCAUUAGAAUUAUUCCGCAGAUAACUUUUAUCUGACUAUUGAAAAAUAAGCCCUAUGGGUCAGUUAAGUUUCUAUUAUAAGUACCUACCUAUCAUUUAUUUGAACACCAGCGGUGGGAAUGAAAUUCCGCUCGUAAUGCGUCCUUCUACAGUCUCUAGACUACCUACAUGUGAAGAGAUUGAGCGUGUGGGACAGGAUAUACAUUAAAAUGCUACUUGCCGAGGUUAUGAAGAUCACAUGUAUGUUAUUUGUUUGAUGUAAUUAAUUAAAUGUUAUGAAAAAUAUGACUGUCUGA
This is a messenger RNA of Plutella xylostella (diamondback moth), 6050 nucleotides long. It is a transcript of the gene NFAT, whose product is annotated as nuclear factor of activated T cells 3. NCBI's taxonomy places the organism in Eukaryota, Metazoa, Arthropoda, Insecta, Lepidoptera, Plutellidae. Gene Ontology annotation, cellular component: transcription regulator complex. Gene Ontology annotation, biological process: regulation of transcription by RNA polymerase II. The record is from RefSeq and is a predicted model, not a curated record. Gene Ontology annotation, molecular function: DNA-binding transcription factor activity, RNA polymerase II-specific; transcription factor binding; RNA polymerase II cis-regulatory region sequence-specific DNA binding.